AUGCACACCAAAGCUCUUCUCCUCGCCUCCAUCCCUGCGGCCACGGCUGCCGAGACUAUCCUCGGAGCCUACAUCUUCAGCCGUCACGGUGACCGUACCACCAAGGCCUACUCCCCAACGAAGCUCACUGCUCUCGGUGCCGAGCAAGUCUACCGCUCCGGCUCCUGGUACCGCUCCCGCUACAUCGACGAGAAGUCCUCCACCCGCAUCAACGGCAUCUCUUCCGACCUCGCCGAUCUUACCGAGCUUUCCGUCACUGCUCCCGUCGACAAUGUUCUCCAGGGUAGCGCCGGCAUCUUCCUCCAGGGCUUGUACCCUCCUGCUGGCUCUGUCAACUCUCAGAAGCUCGCUAAUGGCACCACCAUUGAGGCUCCUCUGAGCGGAUACCAGUACAUUCCCGUCAACACUGCGGCGGCGGCGAGCAGCGCCCAGUCUGAGUCCAAUGCCUGGUUACAGGGAAACAGCGGGUGCCCGGCUGCCGUGAACAGCAGUCAGGCGUACUUCCAGAGCAAGGAGUACUUCGAGCUUCUGGAGAGCACCAAGGAGUUCUACCAGAACUUGCUGCCCGUUUAUGAGUCGACCUUUUCCAGCGAGAAGGCCACCUUCAAGAACGCUUACAGCCUCUACGACUACAUCCACGUCUCCACCAUUCACAACGCCUCCAUCCCCUCCUCCGACCUCCUCGCCCCUUCCACCCUCCAAACCCUCUCCGACCUCGCCAACAUCCACGAGUUCGGCCUCGCCUACAACGCCUCCUCGCCCAUCCGCGCCGUCGCCGGCUCCGUCCUGGCCUCGCACAUCGUCUCCACCCUCAAGUCCUCCAUCUCCUCUUCCUCAUCUCAAAAGCUCAACAUCCAGUUCGGCCCCUACGGCACUUUCGCCUCCUUCUUCGGCCUCUCCCAGCUGUCCGCCGUGUCGCAGGACUUCACUUCCAUCGUCGAUUACGCCAGCUCCAUGACUUUCGAGCUGUUCACCAAGUCCGCUUCCUCUUCCACCCCUGACGAGGAUGAGGUCUUUGUCCGCUUCUUGUUCGCCAACGGCACUGCCUCCGAUAGCAACCCCGCCAAGGCCUACCCCAUUUUCGGGCAGGACAAGACGGAGUUUCCAUGGACUACGUUCGUGGCUGAGAUGAACAAGAUUGCGCUCGAGGGUGGCAGCAAGGAGUGGUGCGAGGCUUGUGGGGAGAAGACCGGGCAGUGCGCUGCUUAUUACCCUGCCGAGGAGAGUGCGAGCGUUAGUGAGGCCAAGAAGGGUGGUAUGAGCAAUGCUGUUGCUGGUGUCAUUGGUGCUAUGGUUACGCUUGGUGUUGUGCUUAGUCUGCAGGCUCUGAUUUUGGGCGUUGGUGGACUGAGGUUGACUAAGAGGAGAAAGCAGCAGCCACAGGGUACCAGCGAGGUUUUCCAGGUGCCGGCUCGCAAGAGCAGCUUGUCGGAUACUUUGAGUGUUCAGAAGGUUUAA
Messenger RNA from Sordaria macrospora k-hell, 1458 nucleotides. RefSeq lists its product as uncharacterized. Gene Ontology annotation, biological process: dephosphorylation. Gene Ontology annotation, molecular function: phosphatase activity. The record is from RefSeq and is a predicted model, not a curated record. NCBI's taxonomy places the organism in Eukaryota, Fungi, Ascomycota, Sordariomycetes, Sordariales, Sordariaceae.